Messenger RNA from Saccharomyces mikatae IFO 1815, 1056 nucleotides. It is a transcript of the gene PDR16, whose product is annotated as phosphatidylinositol transporter. NCBI's taxonomy places the organism in Eukaryota, Fungi, Ascomycota, Saccharomycetes, Saccharomycetales, Saccharomycetaceae. The transcript has a single exon. The coding region runs from base 1 to 1056 and encodes 351 amino acids. Gene Ontology annotation, molecular function: phosphatidylinositol transfer activity. The record is from RefSeq and is a predicted model, not a curated record.
AUGUUCAAGAGAUUCACUAAGAAGAAGGAGGCUCCAGAAGAGCAGAAAAAUUUAAUUGAUAUUGAUGAGCCAAUUAAAGAACUUCCAUCCUCGAUAUCUAUUCCAAAGGAAAAACCACUUACUGGUGAAGAGCAAAAGAUGUAUGAUGAGGUGUUGAAACAUUUCAGUAACCCUGACUUGAAAAUCUAUACAAGUGAAAAAAACAAGUCAGAGGAUGAUCUUAAACCCUUGGAUGAAGAAGAAAAAGCGUGGUUAACUAGGGAAUGUUUCCUACGUUACCUAAGAGCUACCAAAUGGGUGCUGAAGGACUGUAUUGAUAGAAUCACUAUGACUCUAGCGUGGAGAAGAGAAUUCGGCAUUAGUCACUUGGGAGAAGAGCAUGGUGAUACAAUAACCGCUGACUCUGUAGCUGUCGAGAACGAAUCUGGUAAGCAAGUGAUUUUGGGUUACGAAAAUGAUGCCAGACCCAUCUUAUAUUUGAAACCAGGGAGACAGAAUACAAAGACUUCUCACAGACAAGUGCAGCACUUAGUCUUCAUGUUAGAAAGAGUUAUCGAUUUUAUGCCGGCUGGUCAAGAUUCUUUAGCGUUGCUAAUAGAUUUCAAAGAUUAUCCUGAUGUGCCCAAAGUACCUGGUAAUAGUAAGAUACCCCCCAUUGGUGUGGGUAAGGAGGUGCUGCAUAUUCUACAAACUCACUAUCCAGAAAGACUAGGAAAGGCACUUUUGACGAAUAUUCCUUGGUUAGCCUGGACCUUCUUGAAGUUAAUUCAUCCGUUUAUUGAUCCGCUAACCCGUGAGAAACUGGUUUUUGAUGAGCCAUUUGUGAAAUAUGUUCCUAAGAAUGAACUAGAUUCACUGUAUGGUGGUGAUCUGAGAUUCAAAUAUAAGCAUGAUGUAUAUUGGCCAGCUCUAGUAGACACUGCACGUGAAAAAAGAGAUCAUUAUUUCAAGAGGUUUCAAAGUUUUGGUGGUAUAGUGGGUUUAAGUGAGGUCGAUUUAAGAGGUACGCAUGAUAAACUACUUUACCCUGUAAAAUCGGAAAACAACACCGUGUAA